Saprolegnia diclina VS20 is the source of this 2095-nucleotide messenger RNA. Its product is annotated as AGC/PDK1 protein kinase. The transcript is spliced from 11 exons. Gene Ontology annotation, molecular function: protein kinase activity; ATP binding. Gene Ontology annotation, biological process: protein phosphorylation. Lineage: Eukaryota; Oomycota; Saprolegniomycetes; Saprolegniales; Saprolegniaceae. The record is from RefSeq and is a predicted model, not a curated record. Bases 44 to 2095 code for a protein of 683 amino acids.
CGACGACGGCAGCUUGUUGUGCGAGAUCCCCAAGUGACCGCCCAUGAGUACAGUCAAGGAGUCGACCGAGAAGCCACAGGCGGCGGACUUUACCUUGGAUCGGGAGCUCGGCCAAGGCAACUUUUCCAAGGUCUUUCUGGGCACGCACCGCGCGUCUCGCGAGCAGUUUGCCAUCAAGGUCAUUGAGAAGCAGCGCAUCAUGCGCCUCAAGAUCCGCCACCCCAACAUCUUUAACGAAGUCAAUAUGGAGAAGGCGGUCCUCAACACGCUCCGCCACCCCAACAUCAUUCGGCUCUACCACACGUACCAAGACGCGACCAACCUGUACUUUCUCAUGGAGUACAUUGCGAACGGCGAGCUAUGGGACGCGCUCACGCUCUGCGGCAAGCAGGUCGGGUGCACCGAAGGCCUCGCCCGCUUCUACGCUGCCGACAUUGUCAACGCGCUCGAGUACCUCGCGUCGCAGCACAUCGUGCACCGGGACUUGAAGCCGGAAAACAUGAUCGUGUCCAAGGUCGACGGUCAUUUGCGGCUCGUCGACUUUGGUACGGCCAAGAACCUCGCGGACCCGGCGCUGAACGGCCCCAACUUUGUCGGUACACCAGAGUACAUGUCGCCCGAGACCAUCGCCAACCAGUCGGUCGACACGAGCAGUGAUCUGUGGGCGCUCGGCUGCAUCAUAUACCAGCUCCUCACGGGAGACACGCCGUUCCAAGGUGGAUCGCCGUACUUGUGCUUUCUCAAAGUCCAAGACGGCGUGUACGACGUGCCGUCUUUUCUCUCCGACCCGGCGCGCGACCUCAUUGCGGCCCUAUUGCAGCCCGACCCGACACGUCGUCUUGGCGCCAAUGGCUUUGAUGCCCUCAAAACGCACGCCUUCUUUGCCGGCCUCAACUUUGAAUCGCACAUGACGAGUUCGCCACCUGUUGCCACGCUCGAAGACAAGUUCAUUUUCGAAUCAGCCAAGCAAGUCCACGCGUACGUGGCGGCGGGCGGUGGCGACGACAAGGUGCCCGCCGUCUUGGCCCAAGCCGUCGCGCUCGCCCACCCGCGCAAGCCGCGCCUCAUGCACGUACUCGAUCGCAUGCAGCUGCUCCAGCACCCCGACGUGUACCUGCGCUUCUUCUCGAGCAUCGGCCUCGGCCGGUGUCUGUAUGCGACCAAGCGCGGGUACGUCGGCCUCACCCACAGCGUCCAGAACGAGUGGAAGCAGUCGUUCACGUUCGCGCACCUCUCGGGGCCUUCACUGGGCAAAGCUGCGGCGACGGCCGAGAUGGAUGCGCUCGGCGGCUCCUCCUGGGCGACGGAGCUCGCGCUCUUUACGGACGCGCUUCUCGCCCUCAACGAGACGCUGCCGGCGCUGCUCGUGCUCUCGGGCAACAUGACACACGCGUCGCCGUCUCAGAAAUUUUACGGUCCGCAGCGCGAUGCGUUCCAGGCCAGCCUUGCGACCUUGGACCCGCGCAUUCGCUUGGUGGUGGUGCCGGGGGACCACGCAGCGGCUGACGUGGCGGCGUAUACGGCCGACUUUGGCGACGACUAUUAUGCGCUCUGGUAUGGCGGCAUGAAAUGCUUGGUUGUCAACUCGUCCUUGUGGCUGCAUGCGGCGUCAGAGCACGCUUUGCAUGAACGCUACUUGGCCCAAGACGCCUGGCUCAAGAAGGAGCUCGAGCACGGUGCGCUCUGCGCCCAAGUGCUUUGCGUCUUGAGCCAUCACCCGCUGUACAUUGCCGAGAGCGACGAGCCGACGCUCUUUGCCGAGACGAAUUGCAACAACAAUGCGCCGGCCGCCCCCUGGAACGUGCCCCGCGAGGUUCGCCUCCCGCUGCUCGAGCUCGUCGGCACAUCCAAAGUCCACGCCGUCUUUAGCAGCCAUUAUACCACACAUGUCCACAACCGGUUUGCGCGCCCUGGCAAGCACAAUGGUGGCGACGACGACGACGACGAAGACGGCGCGCCGCAAGGCGGUUGCUGCGACAUGGUUGUCACUGCGUCGUUUGCCGAGGGUGAGAAGAGCGCCUACCACCGCGUGCACGUCGAGCAGACAGGUCUCUCGAUCACGCGCACGCUUCUCGCAGCGCCGCUGCACGUGUAG